GUUUUUGGUUAUUGUCAAUUGUCAAUUUGUUUUUUUGAUGCUAAUGUAAUAAAGUUACAACGUUUAUCCAUAAUAGAAAUAGAAAUAAAUUUAUAUUAAUUUAAAAAAACUAAUAAAUGGAUAAGAUAUUUCAAAUAGAAUCAUCUGAAUUUUUCCGAAAUGUAUCUCAACAAAUCUUGGCUAAUUUAUAUUACUCAGGAACCACAUCAACAAUGCCAUACAUAGAAGCUGAUAUAGUUCAUUUAGCAAAACAGGAAUUGAUCUCAAUAAUUUCAGAUUGUAAUUUUGACUUGGAAAAAAUUAAAGAUGUGAUUAAAAGUAAAGACUGGGCUGUUGACAAAGUUGAAUACUUUCAAGACCUAUUAGAAGAAAAUAAGUCAAGUGUUCUUUACUCAGCUUACAAUCACUUCAACAGCAGUUACUGUGAAACUGUUCUUGGCUAUGAUUGGAUUGUAAAAUUGGUCCUUGGUACAAGUGAAUUGAAAACAAUGAAGUACCCCUUAUUACAAUUAGUUAUGACAACAUUAAAUAAAACUGGAAAACAAAAUAAGAUUUUGUAUGAGGCCAAUAAAGACAUGUUGUUGAAAAUUAUUAACAGUUUAGAAAGCUUAAAAUAAAGUUUUGUUAUGAAUUAUGAAAUUAUAUUCUUAUACCUCUAUUUAACCUUACAAUCAAGGCAAUUCGAGACACAAUAGAAGAGCAAUGGGUGGGUGAAUGCUGGUCGCUUUGGGUUUGAUGAAUUAAUACACACAAGGAAUGAUGAUGUAUAAAAUGGCUGGUGCAAGAAAGAGUUAAAGGAAAAAUUAACUAAUAAAAGUAACUUAACAAUCUAUAUAAAAGAAAGUUACUCUAUUUGUAACUUGAAAACAUCUGAAGUAAUAUAGCUAUAAGAUUGGUAGGGAGGUAGCUUAAAACCAGGAGUCAGAUAGACAAUACCUUUUCUGUCUUACCCACUUCCCUAAAAAGAAAAUGGUUGCUUGCAUGGGUUAUUUUCAAAUUGCGAACAUAAAAUUAGUGUAUGUAACUAAAUACUUUAGUUUUAUUUUAUAGUAGUAUUCAAGCCCUAUAUAAUUAUAAAAAUCACCACUUCGUUGUAAAUAACUCAACAAUGCCAUUAUCAAUUAGGCUUAUUUUGGUCAUGAAUUAGUUGUGGAAAUCCAGAGACGGUUUGUAUGUAGAG
Molecule: messenger RNA, 1180 nt
Organism: Spodoptera exigua (beet armyworm)
Lineage: Eukaryota; Metazoa; Arthropoda; Insecta; Lepidoptera; Noctuidae
Source: the annotation of a GenBank genome assembly